GAGGGCUGGGCUCAACCGCGGCGGACAGGGCGCCGCCCGCACCGCCCCGGCUGCGCCACCGCUCCGGACUGUGCCGGCGCAGGAGGCCGCCCUCCUCGGCGCCCCCAGGUGGGGCAGGUCGAGCCCGGUGCGCUAUCCCUUUAAGCCCGGGCGAGAUGGGAGCUGUCAGCGACAGCCGAGGCUAGCGCGGGACGUAGCCGCCCGCCAGGCCGCAGCGAGGAGCGAGGAGCAAGCGGAGAGCCGAGGGGGCGGUGGGGCCCGGGCUCGGCGGGUCCCCUCGCCGCCCACAGUGCGUCCGCACCUCGGGCCCGGCGAGUGGCGGGCGGCACCCCAUGUAAUGCGGAGAAUGUGAGGGCAGCGCAGGGCGGUGGGGAGGAGGCGCGGGAGAGGGCGUCGGCAAGAUAGAGAGGCAGCCGGAGAGACUGAGGACAGGGAUCGGGGCGGCUGUAGGUGGGAGAAAGGAGAGAAGAUAAAAGGAUAGGCAGUGACAGAAAAGGGGGAAAGAAAGGAGCGGGAGAGCACGCGGCUGCAGGCGGCGGAGCAGGCGAGGAGGAGGGAGCCAGCGCCUCUGGGUGGGAGCGCCGGAAGCCGGAGUCGGGCUCCCCGGCCGGGGGUCAGGCUUAGAGCACGGCCGCGGCCCGGCAGGGCAGGGUGAAGGAGCAGGGACGCCCGAGGGGGCCCCUCUGGGAGCACCGGAGGACCUAAGGCGGGGCCAGCCCGGUAGGACCGCAGGGCCACUCCUCAGGCCCCGCUCCGGGGGCUCCGGCAGGCCGGGGCCAGGGGCCUUUGUGAGCGCCCCAGGAGGGCGAGAGUCGGGAGUGCGGAGCCGGGUGUGCGGUGGCGGGGGGGUGUGCGCGCCCGGGUGUGCGCGUGUGUGCGCGAGUGUGAGCGCCCAGGAGGGUGGGAGCGCGCGUUAGGGAUUCUGCUGGCAUCGCAGAGUGGAGAGCAGGAGGCAGGAGCGGGGCGCGCGGGGGAGCGCGGGGCCCUCCCGUGCACACGCACACACACCGCGCGCGCUCACACACACAUACACAUACACACACACGCACACGCCCUCCCUGCCUCGCUCGUUGCCGCGGCCACCAUCUCAGAGCCGAGCCCUGCGGAGCGGGAACCCAAGCCGGAGCGGGAACAGGAGGGAAACGGAGCCGGGGAAUGCGGCCCCGGAGAGGAGCUGCGCGCAGACUGCGCGCCCGGAACGGCCCAGUGCUAUGCUUGGCUCAUGGGAGGUGCCCAGGAAAGCAAGAAUGAACAAGGAAAGAGUGAAUAGUGCAGGAGGAUGCUGAGCCUGGGGGAGGAGAAGGGCAGCCAGGGCACCAACUUUCUUUGAGCUCCUUCUGUGUAGCAAGCUUCCUGCUCCCACAGGCCCUGAGGCUCCUGUGCCCACAGGCAAAGAGAGAGACCGAGUCAAACCAGGCUGAUCCCCCAGCAGCUGCACUCCCCAAACGCCUGCCCGACCUGAGACAGGGAAAGAUCUCCAGAAUCUAUUGUGAGGAACGCGAUUAUACACCAGCAUAGAGACCAUACUCUCUGGCGCGUAACUGCAGGUGUCCCUCUGAAGAGCCCCUGAGCCCGCUCACGCUAACCCCCGAGAGGGACCCCACAGCCAUGUCCUGGCUGCCUUGAGUCUGCCUCCUGCCGGCGUUCCAGGGCUCUGGCCCUGUCCAGCCCCUGCACCCGCCCCCACGCCUGUUCCUCACCUCAGCCUGCGCCGCAGGGACUCCUCAAGCUUCAGGACUCAGCAGGCGCAAUAGCGGUCACGUGCAUGCUGGGACCGAGACGGACAGGCUGCUUCUCCUCCUGCCACUCCUCGGGCCCCCAGAGGACCAUCUGUUUGCCUCCUGGUGCCGUCUAACCCAGGUGAGCGAGAGGAUGCUGGCGGGGGGCGUGAGGAGCAUGCCCAGCCCCCUCCUGGCCUGCUGGCAGCCCAUCCUCCUGCUGGUGCUGGGCUCGGUGCUGUCAGGCUCAGCCACAGGCUGCCCGCCCCGCUGCGAGUGCUCCGCCCAGGACCGCGCAGUGCUCUGCCACCGCAAGCGCUUUGUGGCGGUGCCUGAGGGCAUCCCCACUGAGACCCGCCUGCUGGACCUGGGCAAGAACCGCAUCAAAACGCUCAACCAGGACGAGUUUGCCAGCUUCCCGCACCUGGAGGAGCUGGAGCUCAAUGAGAACAUCGUGAGCGCCGUGGAGCCUGGUGCCUUCAACAACCUCUUCAACCUCCGGACGCUGGGGCUCCGCAGCAACCGCCUGAAGCUCAUCCCCCUGGGCGUCUUCACCGGCCUCAGUAACCUGACCAAGCUGGACAUCAGCGAGAACAAGAUCGUCAUCCUGCUGGACUACAUGUUCCAGGACCUGUACAACCUCAAGUCACUGGAAGUCGGCGACAACGACCUCGUCUACAUCUCCCACCGAGCCUUCAGCGGCCUCAACAGCCUGGAGCAGCUGACGCUGGAGAAAUGCAACCUGACCUCCAUCCCCACCGAGGCACUGUCCCACCUGCACGGUCUCAUUGUCCUGCGGCUCCGGCACCUCAACAUCAAUGCCAUCCGGGACUAUUCCUUCAAGAGGUUGUACCGGCUCAAGGUCUUGGAGAUCUCUCACUGGCCCUACUUGGACACCAUGACUCCCAACUGUCUCUAUGGCCUCAACCUGACGUCCCUGUCUAUCACGCACUGCAACCUGACUGCUGUGCCCUACCUGGCGGUGCGCCACCUGGUCUAUCUCCGCUUCCUCAACCUCUCCUACAACCCCAUCAACACCAUUGAGGGCUCCAUGUUGCAUGAGCUGCUAAGGCUGCAGGAGAUCCAGCUGGUGGGUGGGCAGCUGGCCGUGGUGGAGCCCUACGCCUUCCGUGGCCUCAACUACCUGCGCGUGCUCAAUGUCUCCGGCAACCAGCUGACCACACUGGAGGAGUCGGCCUUCCACUCGGUGGGCAACCUGGAGACGCUCAUCCUGGACUCCAACCCACUGGCCUGCGACUGCCGGCUCCUGUGGGUGUUCCGGCGCCGCUGGCGGCUCAACUUCAACCGGCAGCAGCCCACGUGUGCCACGCCCGAGUUCGUCCAGGGCAAGGAGUUCAAGGACUUCCCUGAUGUGCUCCUGCCCAACUACUUCACCUGCCGCCGUGCCCGCAUCCGGGACCGCAAGGCCCAGCAGGUGUUUGUGGAUGAGGGCCACACAGUGCAGUUCGUGUGCCGGGCAGAUGGCGACCCGCCGCCCGCCAUCCUCUGGCUCUCGCCGCGCAAGCACCUGGUCUCGGCCAAGAGCAACGGGCGGCUCACGGUCUUCCCAGAUGGCACGCUGGAGGUGCGCUACGCCCAGGUACAGGACAACGGCACUUACCUGUGCAUCGCGGCCAACGCGGGCGGCAACGAUUCCAUGCCUGCCCACCUGCACGUGCGCAGCUACUCGCCCGACUGGCCCCAUCAGCCCAACAAGACCUUCGCCUUCAUCUCCAACCAGCCGGGCGAGGGAGAGGCCAACAGCACCCGCGCCACCGUGCCUUUCCCCUUCGACAUCAAGACCCUCAUCAUCGCCACCACCAUGGGCUUUAUCUCUUUCUUGGGCGUCGUCCUCUUCUGUCUGGUGCUGCUGUUUCUCUGGAGCCGGGGCAAGGGCAACACCAAGCACAACAUCGAGAUUGAGUAUGUGCCCCGCAAGUCGGACGCAGGCAUCAGCUCCGCCGACGCACCUCGCAAGUUCAAUAUGAAGAUGAUAUGAGGCCGGGGCGGGGGGCGGGGACCCUGGGGCGUGCCGGGCAGGGGAAGGGACCUGGCCGCCAUCCGCUCGCUCUCCAGUCCUUCCCACCUCCUCCCAGCCCCUCCACACACACUCUUUUUCUCCCUCCCACGCCGUCCCCUGCUGCCCUCGCUGGCCCUCACCGCCUGCCCUCUUUCUACCAGGACCUCAGAAGUCCAGGUCUGGGGACCCCACCUGCACAGGGGCACACGUUGACAGACUGGAGUCGGAAGCUGACACGGCACAGUCAAUAAUUCAAUAAAAAGGUUACGAACUUCCUCUGUAACUUGGGUUUCAGUAAUUAUGGAUUUUUAUGAAAACUUGAAAUAAUAAAAAGAGAAAAAAAAAAACUAUUUCCUAUAGCUAGUCGGAAUGCAAACUUUUGACGUCCUGAUUGCUCCAGGGCCCUCUUCCAACUCAGUUUCUUGUUUUUCUCUUCCUCCUUUCUCUUCUCUUCCCCUGUGGGGAGGGAUCACUCAGGAAAACAGGGAAGGAGGUUCCAGCCCCACUUGCCUGCCCACCCGGCCAGGGCAGUCGCCAGGAGCAGGUUUGGUGGUGGGUCUGGGCCCAGCUCUGGGCUGGCUGUUUGCAGAGAGCGGGUGGAGGGGACAGGGCUGCCCAGUGGGGAUGAGGGCCUGUCUGCUGAGCUGCCAGGCAGCGCUACUGCCAGGGGGCGGGGCCUGGCUCGGGUGUGGCUCAGACUCUGGACAGGGGCUGGGGUCCUCCUGGAGGACAGCACAGUCAGUGGAGAGAGCCAGGGGCCGAGGCCUAACUCUGGUCCCAGCUUUGCUGCUGACUUGCUGUGUGGCCUCGAACAGGUCAUCGAGCCUCUCUGGGCCUCAGUCUCCACAUCUGUAUAAACGGAAACGCUACUCCCCGCCCUGCCUACCUCACAGGGCUGUUGUGAGGAAUUGAUGAGAUGAUGUAUGUGAAACACUUUGUAACCUGUAAAGUGCUGUGCACAUGUGUGGGUGACUGUU
Orcinus orca (killer whale) is the source of this 4715-nucleotide messenger RNA. RefSeq names its product leucine rich repeat and Ig domain containing 1 (gene LINGO1). Gene Ontology annotation, cellular component: extracellular matrix. Gene Ontology annotation, molecular function: protein binding. The record is from RefSeq and is a predicted model, not a curated record. NCBI's taxonomy places the organism in Eukaryota, Metazoa, Chordata, Mammalia, Artiodactyla, Delphinidae. The transcript is spliced from 8 exons. The coding region runs from base 1873 to 3717 and encodes 614 amino acids.